This is a messenger RNA of Mizuhopecten yessoensis (Yesso scallop), 312 nucleotides long. Its product is annotated as dosage compensation regulator-like. The transcript has a single exon. The coding region runs from base 1 to 312 and encodes 103 amino acids. NCBI's taxonomy places the organism in Eukaryota, Metazoa, Mollusca, Bivalvia, Pectinida, Pectinidae. The record is from RefSeq and is a predicted model, not a curated record.
AUGGCAGGGACAUUUGGAAAGAUGGGAAGGGCAUUUGGAAAGAUGGGAGGGGCAUUUGGAAAGAUGGGAGGGGCAUUUGGAAAGAUGGGAGGGGCGUUGGGAAAGAUGGAAGGGGCAUUGGGAAAGAUGGGAGGGGCGUUGGGAAAGAUGGAAGGGGCAUUGGGAAAGAUGGGAGGGGCAUUUGGAAAGAUGGGAGGGGCAUUUGGAAAGAUGGGAGGGGCGUUGGGAAAGAUGGGGGGGACAUUGGGAAAGAUUGAGUGCAUUGGGAAAGAUGGGAGGGACAUUGGAAAAGAUGGGAGGGACACUGGGUAA